AUGGAUAAAAAGGGCUUCGUGAAAAAGUGGGUGGAUAUCAUCUAUGCAACGGGUGUAAGUGUGCAGAUGAGGAGUGUGUUGGAUAUCUAUUCGGUUGCAUCUGGCCAACGAAUAAAUUUCGAUAAGUCUUUGAGGGAUGUGCAUGAACAUGAUCAAAACACUACUCCCAUAAGUGCUAUUACGGAAACCUGGAAGAAACCACUUGGUGGCAGAUUGAAAAUGAAAACCGACGCUGCCUUCAAUGAAGCUAAUAACUCAAUGGGAUUAGGGUGGGUGUUGUGUGAUGAUCAAGGCCGAUUCCUAGCCAGCAAAAGUAUGUGUAUCACGGGGUGCUAUGGUGUCAAGGAGGCUGAAGCAAUAUGCAUUAGGGAAGCACUCAGCUGGCUAAAGGGUACAUAA
Molecule: messenger RNA, 399 nt
Organism: Ipomoea triloba (trilobed morning glory)
Lineage: Eukaryota; Viridiplantae; Streptophyta; Magnoliopsida; Solanales; Convolvulaceae
Exons: 3
Coding region: 1-399 (132 amino acids)
Molecular function (GO): RNA-DNA hybrid ribonuclease activity; nucleic acid binding
Source: RefSeq, a predicted model, not a curated record